Molecule: messenger RNA, 2934 nt
Organism: Acomys russatus (golden spiny mouse)
Lineage: Eukaryota; Metazoa; Chordata; Mammalia; Rodentia; Muridae
Gene: Rgs7bp
Product: regulator of G protein signaling 7 binding protein
Exons: 6
Coding region: 624-1397 (257 amino acids)
Biological process (GO): G protein-coupled receptor signaling pathway
Cellular component (GO): postsynapse; nucleus; neuron projection
Source: RefSeq, a predicted model, not a curated record
CCAGUCCCGCCACGGAUUCAUCUAGUAUCCUUACACAGACCAGCCCGCAGAGACGACGCGUUAAGGCGGCCGCUCAGCGCCAAUUGCCUGCUGCGGUACAGCUCGCCGCUUCCAAGGCCUGGCGACCGUGGAGGGAGGGGAGAGGCGAAGCGCGCGCCGCUGCGGGAAGACACCGAAGCUAGAGCGACACCCCCUCCCGCCCCCCACCUUGCAGCGCAGGCUUUGAACGCCGCUUCCCCCAUCUGAAUGGAAACUCGGAACCGCCCGGCGGCGCUUUCCUCCUCGCUCAGCCUGUCAAUCCAUGCCGAGAGGAAGGCGGUACAAGCCCGCGCCAGCAGCGUCCAGCUCCCGGGACAGGGCCCGCGAUGCUGCUGAGCAGAACUUGAUCGCGCCUCUUCGUCGCUGCUAGUGGAAGCGAUGCUGCACCGCACAGGCAGCGCUUCCCCGGCUCUCCUUCAAGCUGAAGGUUACCCACCCGCGCAGCCAGCCGCAACCUUGUGAGCCGCGCGCGCCUCAAGUCCGGGCUCCGGCUGCUCCGCGGCGGCGUGCAGGGGCAACCACCGGCGGGCCGCCCGCGCCGGGGCGCACUGCACCAGCGGCUUCGGCUUGGUGGAUGUGUAUGCAUGAGUUCUGCACCGAAUGGGCGCAAAAAGCGCCCCAGCCGGUCCACCCGCUCUUCGAUCUUCCAGAUCAGCAAGCCUCCGCUGCAGAGCGGGGAUUGGGAGCGCAGGGGCAGCGGCUCCGAAAGCGCCCACAAAACCCAACGAGCCCUGGACGACUGCAAGAUGCUUGUCCAAGAGUUCAACACGCAAGUGGCCCUGUACCGAGAGUUGGUCAUUUCUAUUGGGGACGUCUCAGUCAGCUGCCCCUCUCUGCGGGCGGAAAUGCACAAGACAAGAACCAAAGGCUGUGAAAUGGCUCGUCAGGCACACCAAAAGCUGGCUGCCAUCUCAGGCCCGGAAGACGGUGAGAUCCAUCCCGAAAUCUGCCGGCUUUACAUCCAGCUGCAGUGUUGCCUAGAGAUGUACACCACGGAGAUGCUGAAAUCCAUUUGUCUGCUGGGGUCUCUUCAGUUUCAUCGAAAAGGAAAAGAAGCUAGUGGGGGAGUGAAGAGUUUGGACAGCAAAACUGAGGAGAAUGCUGAAACACCUGCCCUGGAGGACUCCUUGUCAUCCCCUGUAGAUAAUCAACAGCAGUCCUGGCAGGUUGCCACAGACAUUGAAAACACUGAAAGAGACAUGCGAGAAAUGAAAAACCUUCUAAGCAAACUCAGGGAAACGAUGCCUUUACCACUGAAAAACCAAGAUGACAGCAGCCUUCUGAAUCUAACUCCCUACCCCAUGGUCAGAAGAAGGAAGAGAAGGUUCUUCGGGUUGUGUUGUCUUGUCUCAAGCUAGGUGGUUCCCUCCUGGAAACUCACCACCAAGAUCACCUGAAAAACACCACAGAACCGAAGACCUCCACACAGCAGAACACCGAGAACGGUUUUGACCAUGUUUUCUAUGCUUCCUUUAUUACUUUAAUCCGCCUCUCCCUGCCCUUUUAAAUGAUUUUACACUUGAAAGCAGCUGCCAACAAGGGAGAAAAAAAAAAAAAAAAAAAAAAAAAAAAAAAAAAAGGAACAGAUUCAAAGUGGCACAGCCUGUUUUUAAAAGGGAUUUUUAAAAAGUUGACAUUGUGCAUGUCUGCUCCGAACCAUGCCAUGACAGAUGCAAGAAUUAUGAUUUUUAAAUUAUUUAAAGGUUUUUUUUAAAAAAAUGUAUUAUACAGAAAAAAUAUUUCGCAUAUAGUAGUAAAUCCAUAGCUCUUGCUGACGCCAUGUUAGCCAUUUAUCAGAUACGAAAGAUGUCUCUAAACAUAGAAAUCUAUUUAAAACUCUAAACUGUUGAAGAAUCCAGUCUAUGAGUAUCAUUAGAAAUAAUUAUAUAACCAAACACACACCACCUCAUGUGUUGCCUUCUCUGCACUCAUUUGCAUUUAGUCUUCCAUUCUGUCAGAAUCUAAGUGUCAACAUAAGAAAAUCUUAAUUUAUAAUGCAACAGAACCAUAUAUGAAAAACACAUUUUGUAAAUACAGAGUAAUCCUACUAUCUUCGAACAAUGCAUAUGGGCAACUAAUUUUCUUUUAAUCCAAUGAUGUCUUUUUGAGCUUCUUGGAAAAUGAAGUUAUUCGGUUAAGAACUGGUGUAGUAACAUAUUACAAUUACCCUCAGAUGUAAAACUGAAUAUAAUCACAUUUUGUUUGAAUUGAAAUCUGAAGCAUGGAGUCCGCACAUGAGCAUAGUGUUAAAUCUUAUAGGGCAUGCUGGAAUUAGCUCAGAUCAUAAAACUAUUUAACAUUUUACAUUAUUACUGAAAAAAAAACUGUUUUAGUUAAGCUUAGCUUGUCUCAUUUUAGAUGACUAUGCAGACAUGACUUUUCCAAUGUGUACUCUGUGUCUUGUCCCAUACUUAGAAUCUCGAGAGCAGGGCACACUAAGCAAUACUGUAUUUUAGAAGAGAGAAAGCCACAUGCUGUGUUUUCUGCUCGUGGCCCUGUUGCACUCUUCUUCCACAGACUUGUAAUAUGCUAUAAAUCCUGCUUCAUUUUCUCCUGUCCUUCCUCUGACCCUUUUCCCAGACAGAAUUCCCCAUGAGUUGGAAGAUGCACCUUUGCACUUCUCACCUUGUUUUCCAUGCUCUGAAAGAUCUCCAAGUCAGACAAGAGGCAACAGUCUUCAACCUUAAGAGGGACAGACUAGUUACCUGCAAGUGGCUUCAAUCCCAGCCCUGAGUGGGCAAUUAUUUGUACAGUAAUAUGCUGGCCUAAAAACUAGAUAUUUUAAAGCCUUUCACUUUACAAAAGAUGGAGAGAGCAUGGAAAACUAUUGUAUUGGUUGAAUUCUAUGAAAUGGCUGAUAUUUGACUGUUUUGACUUAUUUUUUAAAACACACAC